GUAGCAGUAGCCGUUUGUUUCUCCGUGUGUAAACGGGACAGAGGGUCGUUCUCCAGAUUCUCAGCAGUUGUUGUGGACCGUGAGGCUGAGACGCUCCUCUUGGUGGAACUCUCCCGGGAGGAGGAGUUCUCUUCACUCAGUUAAUGUUGACUGAGUCUCAGUUCAGUUCGUCCAAGUUUUUCUCAGCAUCACUUUGUUCUCCGCCCUCAUCAUUUUUCACCCUUUUUAUCUGCAUUGUGUUUCAGCGCCACCAUCUCUGCGGUGCACGGAUUACAAUGUCACGGAUCCUGGAGGUUUGGCUGACGCUGGUGGCAGUGUCCGCCCUGAGCAGUGGCGGCUCGGCGGGGUACGGGCUGAGCACGUUUGCAGCCCAGUCCUCUCCUCCGGACCCCUGCUAUGACGAGAACGGGAACCCGCGGAGAUGCAUCCCCGACUUUGUCAACUCGGCUUUCGGCAAGGACGUGCGCGUGUCCAGCACCUGCGGGAACCCGGCCGCCCGCUACUGUGUGGUGACCGAGAAGGGUGAGGAGAGGAGCAGGGAGUGUCACACGUGCGACGCCGGGGAUCCAAAGAAGUGCCAUCCGCCUGCGUACCUGACGGACCUCAACAAUCCACACAACCUCACCUGCUGGCGCUCUGAAAACUACCCACAAUACCCUCAGAACGUCACCCUGACCCUGUCACUGGGUAAAAAGUUCGAGGUCACCUACGUCAGUCUGCAGUUCUGCUCACCCAGACCCGAGUCCAUGGCCAUCUACAAGUCCAUGGACUACGGUAAAUCCUGGGUUCCCUUCCAGUUUUACUCCACGCAGUGUAAGAAGAUGUACAACCGGCAGAACAAGGCGACCAUCACCAAGCAGAACGAGCAGGAGGCCGUGUGCACCGACUCCCACACCGACAUGCACCCGCUGACAGGUGGACUCAUCGCCUUCAGCACCCUGGACGGCAGACCGUCGGCGCACGACUUCGACAACUCCCCGGUGCUGCAGGACUGGGUGACGGCCACCGACGUCAAGGUGAUCUUCAGCCGCCUCCACACCUUCGGGGAUGAGAACGAAGACGACUCGGAGCUGGCGCGGGACUCCUACUUUUACGCCGUGUCCGACCUACAAGUCGGAGGUCGCUGCAAGUGCAACGGACACGCUUCCAAAUGCGUCAAAGACAGAGAAGGGAAUCUGGUGUGUGAGUGCAAACACAACACGGCGGGACCGGAGUGCGACAGGUGCAAACCCUUCCACUAUGACCGGCCGUGGCAGCGCGCCACAGCCCGAGAGGCCAACGAGUGUGUGGCCUGCCACUGUAACCUGCACGCCCGCCGCUGCCGCUUCAACAUGGAGCUGUACAAACUGUCGGGGCGCAGGAGCGGAGGCGUCUGUCUCAACUGUCGCCACAACACGGCUGGACGCCACUGUCACUACUGCAAAGAGGGUUACUACAGGGACCUGAGCAAGGCCAUCAGCCACAGGAGAGCCUGCAAAGCGUGUGAUUGCCACCCGGUGGGAGCAGCAGGGAAGACGUGCAACCAGACUACGGGACAGUGUCCCUGCAAGGACGGAGUGACAGGAAUCACCUGUAACCGCUGCGCUAAGGGCUACCAGCAGAGCCGCUCCCCCAUCGCUCCGUGCAUCAAAAUCCCCGUCGCCCCCCCCACGGCCACGUACAGCAGCUACGAGGAGCCUUCAGAUUGUGACUCUCACUGUAAGAGUUCCAAAGGAAAGAUGAAGAUCACCAUGAAGAAGUACUGCAAAAAAGACUACGCUGUUCAAGUGCACGUUUUGAAAGGAGACAAAGCGGGAGAGUGGUGGAAGUUCACUGUCAACAUCAUUUCCGUCUACAAACAAGGUGAGAACCGCAUCCGUCGCGGCGACCAGCUGCUGUGGGUGCGUGCCAAGGACGUGGCCUGCAAAUGUCCCAAGAUCAAGACUGGGAGGAAGUACCUGCUCCUGGGGUCAGAGGACGACGCUCCGGGGCAGAGCGGAGUGGUGGCGGACAAGGGAAGCCUGCUCAUCCCCUGGAAGGACCUGUGGGGGCGUCGGCUGAGGAAGUUCCAACAGCGUGACAAGAGGGGGAAGUGCUAGGAAGGAGUGAAGGAGAGAGGACAGAGGAGGAGUGGAGGGAAGCGAUGCCUUCAGGGACGAGGGGAGGACCAAGUAACACUCGAAAAAAACUGGAAAAACAAGAGGAGAGGCAGAGGUGAGGAGUGGGAGAGAUGGGAGGAAGGACCGAGUCCUGCUGCUCUGAUGUGGAGCGACCAGAUGACGGGUUUUUUCACCUCGUCUCGUCUCAUCGUAGCGGCAGAAUUUGGAGCUAAUGUUACAGAACGGUCCGUUUUACUGCCGGGCUGUUGGUUCUCCCUCGGUCCACUGUUCUACACAACCUGCACGUGUGUGUGUGUGUGUGUUUCGACUACCCUGCGGUGCAGCACCGCUCCACGGGCCUUAUGUUGGAUGAGGUGCUGUUGCAGGCGGUUCAACUGGGAAGACUUUCAUUCAAACAGCUGAAAGUAAAACAUUGUGAAACAGUCACUGUGGCCAACGUGCGACCUCACCCCCCCACUCCCACAUCUGUCCUCCCCCAUCCUCUGGGCUCUUGGAUGAGUGAGUUACCUCAGUGUUAUGGCAACAAACUGCCACUAGGACGUUCUCCCUAUUCUCCUCAUCAGCUGUGACUGACCUCUGCAUGUAAAGUAACCGUAUGUGCGUGUGUGCAGCGCCAUCUAGCUGUAGAGUAGAAUAGGUAUCAACCAUGCACUUCAUGUUUUUCUAGUCUGAUCUUAGAAGAAAAUGUUCAGUAACUGUAGUGACGAAUGAUGUGGUUUUUAUCCUGACGAAAACCAAUACUGCGUACUUCAAACACAAGCCAUUUGGACUUCAGUGUAUACAGUGCAGUAGACGUGUGUAUUCCAGUGGACAGCAGCAGUACCUUCACAGUCCUCCAGGGUCGGAUCACUUCAAAACCCAUGGUAUAAAAAGAGGCAGCAGUGAAAAAAGCUUUGUGUUACACCACAGUCAGGGUACCACAGUCAGGGUAUCACAGUCAGGGUACCACAGUCAGGGUAUCACAGUCAAAAUAUAAGACAAAACUGGGAAAUUAUGAAAAAUCAAAAGUGUGUCUGAAGAGAAUAGUCUUCAAAAGUCCGACUAUUCAUCUGGACCGGGUCUGCUAGAACCUGUGGAACCUGGUUCUCUCUAGACUCAACAACAUUAAUCAGUCUACAGUCGGAGACCGACUGUCCUGAUCUCUGACCAGAGGUUGAAGCACCCACAGACACAUGCUGGAGUUAAUGAUGGGAUGUUCACAUCCAGGAGAUCCAGUGGAACUAGAACCGUUUCCCACCGUGUGUGUGUCACUGGUGGAUGGACAGAGGAAUUAUGGGAUAUACAGUCUUUCUGCAUCUUCGUCAAAAUCUUUAAACUGAUUAAUUCAUCAGUCAUCGCAGUUAAAGGGUUAACUUUGACAUUCCAACCUGUGAAUGAAACCAGUACAACCUGACCAGGAGUUGACCCCUGACCUUACUGACCCAUCACCAAAAGCUCACUGUUUACUGAAGCUAACUGUUAGCUAACAAUGACUGUGACUGUAUUGUUGAACUUUGACCUGUGGAGUGAUGAAAUAUCACCAGAUGUUUACAGGAGGCGUGACUCGGCACACACCCAGACCUGGUACUGGACACAAGGCCGACUGAGGCACCGUGUGGGCUUUUAUAGUAGUACUACAGUAGUACUUGUUACGUUACAUUUAUCUCCAUGUGAACUAAAGCCACUGUGUGUUGGUAGAAACUAAAUAAAGAGAGACAUUUUCAUGUGGGUUCAGUCACUUCACACACACACACACACACACACACACACACGUUUGUCAGUGUGUGUGUGAAGUGAGAAGCAGGUAGUGCCACCUAGUGUCUCCUUCUGUUCAUGUUCCUACAUUACCUUUAGUAAACCUGUGUAAUGUGUUGCAGUACUAAUAGAUUACGUUUAUCAUAAAUGAAUAUAUUUAAUGACCUGUGGUUUUUGUGCGUUCUAUUUUCGCUGGGUUUUGUUUUUUACUAUUGCAUUGAAAUGUAGACGCUGUGGUGAAAAGUAGGGCUCGUGGGCUCAGCCUGUUAGACGUCAACAUUAAUUCAAAUGAAAUAAAAGGCUGUAAAAAGUGAAGUUCUGCUGAGACGAGUGUCGCUUCUUAUUUUCACCUCAGUUUAAACAACAACAACAACAGAGGAAAUGACAUCAUCUCCGCUACAUCACAUAGUUCCAACAGAA
Cynoglossus semilaevis (tongue sole) is the source of this 4253-nucleotide messenger RNA. RefSeq names its product netrin 1b (gene ntn1b). The record is from RefSeq and is a predicted model, not a curated record. Gene Ontology annotation, biological process: dendrite development; animal organ morphogenesis; tissue development. Gene Ontology annotation, cellular component: basement membrane. NCBI's taxonomy places the organism in Eukaryota, Metazoa, Chordata, Actinopteri, Pleuronectiformes, Cynoglossidae. Gene Ontology annotation, molecular function: protein binding. The coding region runs from base 144 to 2078 and encodes 644 amino acids. The transcript is spliced from 6 exons.